GUGCCCAUUUAGAGGAUGUGUGUGGUGGGGCGUAUGAGCAACGCGCUAUGAAAAUCCGAUGAUUUGUAGUAUAAAAUGUGCAGUGACCAAGUGCGCGCCAUUGCAGUAGCCAAAGCGCCGCGCCAGCAGUCGCAAAUCACGAAAAGCACACCCGCGCGUCAACAACUCCUAAAAUUAUGAAAAAUCUCAUUUUUUUGCUCUGCUGCAGUGCUCUCCUGCACUACAUCGGCAGCGCUGUGGCAAAGCCGGCCCCUCAUGGCAUCACCACCACCGUCGCACGCACACCCGCUGUCCUGCCCGCGCCCACUUACACGGUCGCUGUGACGCCCGUCGUCACGGCGCAUAGCCAUCAAGUGGUCGCGCAUAACUACAAUGGACUCUACGUGCCCGCCGGUUAUGCGGCCGCCAGCUAUGUGCCAGCCGUGUAUCCCUAUUCCUAUCCAGCGACGACCUACCGCUACGGUUACGGUUAUUACCCGGCUUACGGCUAUACUUAUGGCUAUGGCACCGCUGUGCCGACGGCCUUGUGGCGGUGAUGUGUUAACGCUAAUAUGCACAAAGCUCAUGCGGGCGCGAGCCGGUGCCUGUAUGCGUGUGUGGGUGUAUGAGUGUGUGAGUGUCUGCGUGCGGUGAAGAGCGGAUUUGCCAGGAUACGCGCUGCUGAGUUGAUGAGUUUCAGUUUGUUUUAUGUAACGGUGAAGCAGCCGCUUGAUGUGGACUCUUAUCUGCAAUAUUUUUGCACUUGGCUUGAUGUGGCAGGACAACCGGUUCAUGAGCGACCGUGCAACGUGUGGGCUUUAAACCAGCGCGACGACGUGGCGCGUGUGUCGUUUGGUGGGGCAUGCAAUCUCUGUGGCAGGCAGUGGCUAAAUACGAUGUUAUGAAAUAUGUACUCACACGCACUCAUACACACUUGUAUAUGUUAAAUAUUUUGCAUUUAAAUAAAUAACUGUAAACGUA
Bactrocera oleae (olive fruit fly) is the source of this 960-nucleotide messenger RNA. RefSeq lists its product as uncharacterized. NCBI's taxonomy places the organism in Eukaryota, Metazoa, Arthropoda, Insecta, Diptera, Tephritidae. The record is from RefSeq and is a predicted model, not a curated record.